Molecule: messenger RNA, 1622 nt
Organism: Heterocephalus glaber (naked mole-rat)
Lineage: Eukaryota; Metazoa; Chordata; Mammalia; Rodentia; Bathyergidae
Source: RefSeq, a predicted model, not a curated record
GCCAUUACCCAGGCAGUGUGAGAGCCUGACCUCAGACGCGGGUCUUGCUUCACCUCAGGGACUUCUCUCUGCCGUGCCUGUGGUCUGAAAGUGAGGGUGACUAGGAGAGAAGGAAUUCCCUGGGGAAGCAUGAGCAGUCUUCCUUUCUCCUCUGCCCCUCCCCAUCCCCUGAUCUACAAACCUGCCAGAAGCUGAGGUUGCCUUCACACAACUUCCACAGCUGGGAAGGUCUACUCAGGACUGGAGUGCACUGAGGGCUGCUCUGCUUUCCCUUCCUGCAGAAGGACCAGCUCCCUGCAGACAGCCGGACAGCCGGACCUGAGAAUAUCUGACACUGGCUAAUGUACGAAGAAAAGAUGCUUAUGGGCUUACAUUUCGAAGGCUGGCGAGUUUGAGAUCGGGGGCCACAUCUGAUGUCCUUGUCGGGGAGACUGCGGCCCCCCAGUGGAGAGGGGCAUCCUGUGGUGGAAGGGGUGCUCAUAUGCAGAGCCAAACAGGCUUUAAUGACAGACCUGCUUCCAAGAUAACCCGCGAAUCAACCCAUCAGCCCAUGAGCUGAUUAACCCUUUCCCAGGGACUCGGGACAUAAUCACCUCCUAGCAGUCCUGCCGGUCCCACCUCUCGGUGUGUCACAGCAGAGCCAGCUUCCACACGAGCGCCGCCGGGCACGGUCACACUCAGCACUACCCUAGACUCUGUGCAGCAGAGCUAUUUCUGGGGCGCUCCUCUCGGUCAGUGGCCUCCCUUUCGCUCAGCCCUUCCUUUGCUACAGAUGGGCCCUUGGCUCCAGACGGCUGCCUUCCCUCUUCUCGGUCUGAUCCUGCUUCUCUGGAGCCAGGUGCCCGGGCUCCAGGGCCACGAGUUCCGGUUUGGGCCAUGCCGAGUGGAGGGAGUGGCUCUCCCCAGCCUGUGGGAGGCCUUCCGGAGCCUGAAGGACACUGUGCAAGCUCAGGACAACAUCACGAGCAUCCGGCUGCUGCGGCGAGAGGUCCUGCAGAACGUCUCGGACACUGAGAGCUGCCACCUCAUCCACGACCUGCUGAAGUUCUACCUGAACACUGUGUUUAAAAACUACCACCACAAAAUCGCUGAGUCCAACAUGCUGCCCUCCUUCUCUACCCUGGCCAACAACUUUGUUUUCAUUGUGUCAAAACUUCAACCCAGUGUGAGCAGAACACCAGGCUCAGGAGCCUGGGAAAUUGUGUGCUUGGGGAAUAUUCCCCUCCCCUUAUGCUGUCCUGGCUUUAAUCCACAACAGGGAAUUGUGGGUGUCAUGGAAGUGGGUCCUGGGUUCGGGUCUAGGUUUGCUUCUAAUCUGCUGGGUGACAUUUUGCAAGGUGCUCGGCCUCUCUGGGCUUCAGUUUUAUCAGCUGGAGAAUGGAGGUGACGACGCUGCCAUGGUGGGGGGGCUGUUGAGGACACGGGCAUUGCCUCUGCCCUCUCGGGCGUGGAAGCCCCUGCGACAUUGCCAGGAGUGGAGAGUGAGGGUGUUUGCCGCUAACCCUGCCCAGCUCUGGCACAGCUGUGUUUUAUUUCUCUGUCAUCCAGCAGAAGAAUGAGAUGCUCUCUGUCAGUGACAGAGCGCGUAGGCGGUUCCUGAUGUUCAAGAGAGCGUUCAAACA